This is a messenger RNA of Phlebotomus papatasi, 6837 nucleotides long. It is a transcript of the gene Ptp10D, whose product is annotated as tyrosine-protein phosphatase 10D. Gene Ontology annotation, biological process: protein dephosphorylation. Bases 1153 to 5922 code for a protein of 1589 amino acids. Lineage: Eukaryota; Metazoa; Arthropoda; Insecta; Diptera; Psychodidae. Gene Ontology annotation, molecular function: protein tyrosine phosphatase activity; protein binding. The transcript is spliced from 14 exons. The record is from RefSeq and is a predicted model, not a curated record.
GCCUUCGAGAUACGACAGAAGUACCUCCACUAUUCAGUCUUGAAUGGAUUGCCAGUGUGGUGGGUAUCUAGUGUCUUUCACUUGCGUAAAUUUCUGUGAACAAAAAAAGUGCUCAAAUUCCAUCACAAAUCCACAAAAUAUCCAUCAAAAGUAUCAUAAAUAGUGUUUUUGAUCAUAAUAGAAGCAAUUUUUGAAAAGAAAAUUGUGGAAAAGUGCAAAAAAUGGGAGAAAACUGGUGAAUUUCAACUUCUUGCCUCUUGUAAAUCCCACCACACAUACAACGGCAACAAAAAGAGUACGGCUCCCAUUCAACAUUUUAUUUCUUCUUCUUCUCCAAUAUGCUCAAUACAGUGAAGACAUUUUAAUAUCCGUGUUCUCUCUCACUCCACAUACAUCAUAAACAAGGUGUGGAGAUUUUGAAUAGAGCCAAGAAAAAUACCAUUGCCCAGUUUAUACAUGUGUUGGUGCGCAAAGUGAAAUCUAUCUUGACUUUUGUGAGUGAGCUCAAAAGAGUCUUUUACUCUUUUUCACCUUCCUUCACUCUUUAAUUUUUGUAUAUAAUUUACGUGAUUUUUUUUAUACCCUUACGUGGUGUCUCCUUUUUGUGCCACCACUAAAACCAUAUCUUAAACGUGUUGUUAAGUGUUACUUUUUAAUUAAGAUAAUUAUUGCGUUUUUUUCCAACGAAAAUUCGCGCGUGUUGCUUUAAAAAGCUGGAAAAGUGCUAUGAAAAUCGUGAAAUAGCGUCCUUCACAUGGAUGCUAAAUUACUAUCAACGAGAGUGGAGGAAUAAGAAGAAAAAAACUCAACAAGAAAUGGAAAUUGAGUCUGUGAAUCUCUCACCACGACGUCAUCUUCAAGUUCAUCUGGUUUCUAUCUAGUUUCUAGCCUCCAGUUUGCGACGUGGUGAAGAUUGUUCACCUUCUCCCCGGAAAAAGAGGCAGCUAAUAUCUUCCUAUUUUUCUUCCACCGCCAAAUCCUUCACUUUACUCUCCAACGCAAAACCCAAAUCCCCUCCUGUGAGUUUUUGGGUGUCUCACGGUGAUUUAGUACGGCAAAAGGUAGAGAUCUUUUGUUGGCGGAAGAAACUGGAAAUUCUUAGAAGGAAGCCACCACUUGAAACAUCGUCUAUACCUGAGCGAACGUGUCAAAAUGCUAAGGAAAUUGCAAAUCUAUCUUUUCUACACAACAUUUCUUCUUCUUGGACCAAUUGCAAAGCUGUGCCAAUGUGCUGAUUUAGUAAUUGAAAUAACCGGUAAUUUGGGCCAAGACGAUUCAUACUACCGUUUAGACUACUAUCCACCGUAUGGAAAUCCAGCACCAAAUACAACAAUAGCAUCACGUGACAUUGGUGACAGGAUACAAUUUUCACACACUUUACCUGGAACACGGUACAAUUUCUGGUUGUACUACACAAAUGCCACUCAUCAUGAUUGGCUAACUUGGACUGUCUCAAUCACGACAGCUCCUGAACCACCAUCGAAUCUCUCAGUUUCUGUACGAAGUGGUAAAACCGUCCUCAUAUCAUGGAGUCCGCCCACACAAGGCAAUUUCACUAGUUUUAAGCUACGGGUCGUUGGUUUAUCAGACUGUUCCACAAAUCGCACAAUUCCCAUUGAAAAUAAUUCUCUGCAGUAUACACUGAGGGAAUUAACUCCCGGUGCAACAUAUCAAGUGCAAGCAUACACCGUUUUCGAUGGAAAGGAAUCUGUUGCAUACACCAGUCGCAAUUUUACCACGAUGAAACAACGAAUUCGCCAUAAAGAAUUGUUGGAUAUAAAAAUUUUACGAGAACCAAAUACACCGGGGAAAUUUAUUGUUUGGUUUCGAAAUGAGACAACAUUGCUUGUUUUGUGGCAACCACCCUAUCCAGCGGGAAUUUACACCCACUAUAAGGUGUCAAUUGAACCAGCUGACGCCCUAGAAAGUGUACUUUACGUGGAAAAAGAAGGUGAACCACCUGGACCAGCACAGGCGGCAUUUAAGGGUUUGGUACCUGGACGAGCCUAUAACAUAUCAGUGCAAACCAUGUCAGAGGAUGAAAUAUCAUUGCCAACUACCGCUCAAUAUCGUACAGUUCCAUUAAGACCAAUGAAUGUGAGCUUUGACUGGAACUCAAUCACAUCUAACUCAUUCAAAGUGAUGUGGGAAGCACCAAAAGGCAACAGUGAGUUUGACAAAUAUCAAGUGUCGCUGGCCACUUCGCGGCGCCAGCAAUUUGUCCCUCGGACAAGUGAUAGUGUAGCAUGGCUCGAAUUUCGUGAAAAUCUCGAACCGGGCAAGUCAUAUCAGGUUGUAGUGAAAACAGUGUCAGGGAAGGUGACUUCAUGGCCAGCAACGGGUGACGUUACCCUAAAACCCUUACCAGUUCUUGGCCUAAGAUCAUUCACGAACGAACAAACAGGUUUAGUGACCAUAACAUGGGAUCCCGAUCCAGCAAGUACGCAAGAAGAAUACAAAAUAAGUUACCACGAAGUUGAGAUUUACAACGGUGACUCAAGUACAAUGAACACCGACAAAACAACAUAUCCCCUCGAAACACUACUGCCAGGACGUAAUUACUCCGUAACAGUUCAAGCAAUUUCAGUCAAAGUUGAAUCUAAUGAAUCAACCAUCAAUGUUGUCACUCGUCCAUCAUCCCCAAUCAUCGAGGAUCUCAAGUCCAUUCGUGAGGGAUUGAACAUCAGCUGGAAGAGUGAUGUGAACUCCCGGCAAGAAAAGUACGAGAUAAUGUAUUCUCGAAAUGAUACUGGUGAAGUGAAGACCAUUCUCACAACAGACUCUCGAAGAGUCAUAAAGAAUUUGUAUCCUGGAGCAGGAUAUGAAAUAAAAGUAUUUGCACUGAGCCAUGGACUUCGCAGUGAACCUCAUGCAUAUUUUCAAGCUGUCUAUCCAAAUUCACCACGUAACAUGACAAUUGAAAAAGUGACAAGCAAUUCCGUGCUGGUACGCUGGAUGCCACCGAUUCAGAGUGAAUUUAGUGAAUAUUCAAUUCGCUAUCGUACUGAAAGUGAACGUCAGUGGAUUCGUCUGCCUUCAGUGAAAUCAACAGAAGCUGAUGUGACAGACAUGACGCCAGGAGAAAAGUACACAAUACAAGUUAACACUGUGAGCUAUGGUGUUGAAAGUCCCAAUCCUCAGCAUGUUAAUCAAACAGUAAGACCCAAUCCAGUCUCAAACAUCAUACCCCUUGUUGACUCCACCAACAUCACAUUGGAGUGGCCAAGGCCAGAAGGACGUGUUGAGACAUACUUUGUACACUGGUGGCCAGUGGCAAAUCCCGAUCAAGUGCACACCAAGAAUGUAUCCGAACACUAUGUGAUUCCAAUGAGUUGGAUUGGAGAUCAAUCCGAGGGAAAAUUGAAUGUCGACGAAACACCAACAGUUCAUGUCUUAAUUGGGGAUCUGAUGCCGGGAGUUCAAUACAAGUUCCGCAUUCAUACCAUCUCCUACGGACUAACCAGUGAUAUUACGCAACUUACCACACGAACUAAACCCUUAAUCCAAUCGGAGGUGUUUGUGGUAAACAACCUCCAAGAACGUGAUACAGUUACACUAAGCUAUACACCAACACCUCAGAUGUCUUCCAAAUUUGACCUCUAUCGCUUCUCUCUUGGCGACCCCGAUAUUCUCGAUAAGGAGAAAUUGGCCAAUGACACAGACCGAAAAGUUACGUUCACAGGUCUUAUGCCGGGUCGUCUGUACAAUAUAACAGUUUGGACUGUAAGUGGAGGUGUGGCAAGUCUUCCAAUUCAGCGUCAGGAUCGCAUGUAUCCUGAACCCAUAACUCAACUCAAUGCCACCCGAAUCACUGACACAGAAAUAACACUCAAGUGGGAUAUUCCAAAUGGCGAAUACAAUGCCUUUGAAGUGCAAUAUCUCACAAUUGACAAUAACUAUGUGCAAAAUUUAACCGUACAUGACAGUAUUACGAUAAAAGACUUAAAACCCCAUCGCAACUACACCUUUACCGUUGUUGUACGUUCAGGCACCGAAUCGAGUGUCUUGCGAAAUAGUCUUCCAGUAUCAGCCAGUUUCACCACCAAAGAAUCCGUACCCGGAAGAGUGGACAGAUUUGAACCGGUGGACAUCCAGCCGAGUGAAAUAACAUUUGAAUGGUCACUACCGGUUAGUGAAGCAAAUGGUGUUAUUCGGCAAUUUUCAAUAACGUACGGCCUCGAGGGUUCAGCCCAUACUCAAGUUCGUGACUUUAAGCCAAAUGAAUUCCAUGGAAUACUGAAAAAUCUCCUCCCUGGAAAAUCAUAUGUAUUUAGGAUACAAGCCCAAACAGCAAUUGGAUAUGGUCCAGAAACAAUUUGGAAGCAGAAAAUGCCAAUUUUGGCACCACCACAACCCGCAACCCAAGUCGUUCCUACUGAAGUCUACCGUAGUUCAUCAACUAUUCAAAUACGCUUCCGCAAAAAUUAUUUUUCAGACCAAAAUGGUGCUGUUAUUAUGUAUACCAUUAUUGUGGCUGAAGAUGAUACGAAAAAUGCAUCGGGUUUGGAAAUGCCAUCAUGGCGUGAUGUACAAUCAUACAGUAGUUGGCCACCAUAUCAAGUCAUUGAGCCCUACUAUCCUUUCAAAAAUAAUUCCGUUGAGGACUUUACAAUUGGUGCUGAAAAUUGCGAUGUCAAACAAACUGGCUACUGCAAUGGACCCCUGAAGUCGGGAAGAGUGUUUCGGGUUAAAGUGAGGGCUUUUACUGCACCAGAUAAAUUCACGGACACCGCCUACAGUUUUCCAAUUCAAACCGGCCUCUUGUCAGUGGAUCAAGAUAACACUUCAAUCAUAAUAGCCACAUCAGUGAGCCUGUGUCUCUUGGUUCUGAUUCUUGUGGCGGUAUUUUUCAUCCGUAAGAGACGAAACGGCACCCGGAAGGCAACAAAAGAGCCACGAUCCAGCGACAAUAUGUCACUUCCGGAUAGUGUUAUUGAAACAAGUCGCCCAAUUGAGAUAAAGAACUUUGCUGAACAUUACCGAAGAAUGGCAGCUGAUUCUGAUUUUCGAUUUAGCGAAGAAUUUGAGGAGUUAAAGCACGUUGGACGCGACCAACCAUGCACAUUUGCCGAUUUGCCAUGCAAUAGACCAAAGAAUCGCUUUACAAAUAUUCUGCCAUAUGAUCAUUCACGCUUCAAAUUGCAACCUGUGGAUGAUGAAGAAGGUUCUGACUAUAUCAAUGCUAAUUACGUGCCCGGUCACAAUUCCCCACGAGAAUUCAUCGUGACUCAAGGACCCCUUCACUCCACCCGAGAUGACUUCUGGCGAAUGUGCUGGGAGAGCAAUUCGAGGGCCAUUGUCAUGCUCACGCGAUGCUUUGAGAAGGGACGCGAAAAGUGUGACAGAUACUGGCCAAAUGACACAGUUCCCGUCUACUACGGAGACAUUCGAAUACAUAUGCUGAACCUCAGUACCUAUCCCGAUUGGGUAAUCACGGAAUUUAUGAUGAGUCGGGGUGAUCAACAACGAUGCAUCAGACACUUCCACUUUACCACGUGGCCAGAUUUUGGUGUACCGAAUCUACCUCAAACCCUGGCGCGCUUUGUGAGAGCCUUCCGGGAUCGAGUGGGACCUGAUCAAAAGCCCAUUGUUGUACAUUGCAGUGCUGGAGUUGGCCGUUCAGGCACCUUUAUAGCUCUCGAUCGUAUCCUUCAGCAAAUUGUCGUUUCAGACUAUGUUGACAUAUUUGGCAUUGUGUGGGCAAUGCGAAAAGAACGAGUCUGGAUGGUUCAGACAGAACAACAAUACAUUUGUAUUCAUCAAUGUUUGAAGGCUGUGUUGGAGGGGAAGGAGAAUGUUAUGUCUCCACCGAGAGAAAUGCAUGAUAAUCAGGGAUAUGAAGAGAAACAAGAUGAUCCACUCUUAGCUGUUAAUACGACCAAUAUUGAGGAAACAACGAAUCAGUGGAAAACGGAAAGAUGACAGGAAGACAACGAUAGUGACAAUAUUCUUAUUGUCACUGCAGACAAUAAUCCGCCACCUGUAGAUGUAGAUGAUGAGAGAAUAAGAGUGUCCAUUGAGGAUAAUUGUGAUGAGACAACAGGGACUAAUGGAGUGCACGAGAUUUAUGGGGAACCUAACGUGAAAAGUAGUGAAGUAAUAGUUGAAAUUGAAAAUUCCGCCUAUAUUGACAACAAUCCCAACGAGAAGCGCCAAUCGCGAGCAUCAAUUAAAUUUAUAGCAGCUGAUAUUGCUGUAGAAAAUGGCUUUCAUGAUAUCUACAAUGGAAACUGCGUAUCUACUGAUGACUGCGAAAAGAUCACGCAGAACAGCAAACCAGGAUAUAAAAUCAUCAUGAAAAAUGAACACGAAUGCACUCUCCUUGUCAAUGGUGACGGUGAUAUUCACGAAAAUGGCAUCAAUGGAUACAGCGAGAGUGAAAAUUGUGAUGAUGAUGAUGACGAAGAACUUUUGGCACACACUAAUCCUGAUAUUCACAUCAAUGGGAACAGUGAUGGUGAUGGACUUAACAAAAGUAAUUGCAUCUUGGAUGAUGAAGGAAUAGCUGAAUCUGGAAUGUAAUUCCUCCACUAGAUAUCAUCUCGAAAAAUACUUAAUGGAAUUCCGUGUCUACGUAAUUAUAAUUAAUUCAAUUUACUUUGCAAACGCAAUCGAAUGAAAAAUUAAUUCACAAAUUGAAUUUUGAUAUUAAGAACAAGUGAAUAAUUGACGGUUAUUUUGAAAAUAUACUGUAAAUAGAUUUUUUUUAGCAAAUACAUUAUAAAGGAUAUACUAUGUAAAUUAUGUACAUAAAUUGAUUGGAAAUUUAUCAGAAUAAGUAUUAUUAUAUGAAAAAAAAAAAGAAAAUUAAAUAUAAAAUGACCAAUCGUACUUACA